Messenger RNA from Triticum aestivum (bread wheat), 4126 nucleotides. Its product is annotated as pentatricopeptide repeat-containing protein At4g19220, mitochondrial. The transcript has 3 exons. The record is from RefSeq and is a predicted model, not a curated record. Bases 80 to 2827 code for a protein of 915 amino acids. Gene Ontology annotation, cellular component: intracellular membrane-bounded organelle. Gene Ontology annotation, biological process: RNA modification. Gene Ontology annotation, molecular function: RNA binding; protein binding. Lineage: Eukaryota; Viridiplantae; Streptophyta; Magnoliopsida; Poales; Poaceae.
CAAACAAGAAAAAACGUGUGACACAGUUUGGGACCCUCGCCCUCGAGCUCCGAGGAGAGCCGCCGCGCUGCGCCGGUGGAUGCUACGCCGAGCUCCCAGGCUUCUCGCCGCCGUAAACCUCACCUUCCCCGCCACAGCCGACCUCGCCCGCAUUCCCUACCCGGGCCUUCACGUACCAACAGCACUGUUCCACCAUGCGCCCGCUGGGGGCGAGGGUGUCGCCCGCCACCUGCUCGACGGAAUGCCCCACGGAACACGGGCCAGCUCCAUCGUGCGCGCGCUCAGGGACGGCGCGCGCCCGGCCGCAGACACCGUCGCCGCCCUCCACUGCGCGUCCCUCAAGUCCGGCGCGGUGCUGGACCCGCCCGUGCGCACCUCCCUCCUCACGGCCUACGCCAGGAGGAGGGGCGAUGCGUGUGCCGCCCUGGCCCUGUUCGAAGAGGCCGCCCGCCCAGACGUGAUCCUGUGGAACGCCGCGCUCGAUGCUCUGACGCGGAGCUGCCGUCUGGGUGACGCUGUUGUUCUGUUCCGGCGGAUGGUGUGCGUGCUCGGGGCGUUCGAUUCGGCCACCAUGGUCAUCAUGCUGUCGGGGGCGUCGCGUGCCAGAGACAUGGAGCUUGGGACGGCGCUCCAUGCCGCGGCCGUGAAGAGACGCCUCGACACUGACCUGAACCUUCAGAAUGCUCUCGUGGACAUGUACGCGAAGUGUGGGCGUUUCUGCACUUCGGAGGCUGUGUUUUGGAGGAUGCCGUGUUGGGACACCACCUCAUGGAAUUCUAUGAUAGGUGGAAGCACGUUCAAUGGACUUUCUGAAGUUUCAGCUUGUUACUUCAGGGAGAUGAUCCGUUUGGCGGUUCAGGCAGAUGAGGUGACCCUGUCUUCUGUCCUUUCAGCUGCUUCUCACACAGAUGAUCCUUUGUCCUUUGGGGAGUCUGUCCAUGGCUGUGUGGUCAAGCUUGGUUACGAGGACACUGCAUCUUGCUCGGUGGCGAAUUCUCUGAUAACAUUUUAUUCAGAGCUUGGAUUUUCCAACGAUGCGGAGAAUGUCUUUGCAGGCAUUUCAAGUAAAACUUUGGUAUCAUGGAAUGCUAUGAUCAAGGGAUUGGUGGAGAAUGAAAAGGUCAGCGAAGCCCUUUUUGUUUUCCAUGAAAUGAUAUGCAGGUACCAGCCAGAUCAUGCCACUUUAGUGACUGUAAUUUCUGGCUGUGCUGACCAAGGACUACUCCGUGAAGGGAAAGAGAUCCAUGGAUACAUAGUCAGAAAAGGCCUUCUGCAUGAGGAGUCUUCUAUAGGAAAUAGCUUACUUGGCUUAUAUAUGAAAUGCCAUCACUCAUUUACUGCUAAGCUUUUGUUCAGGACAAUGCCAGUAAGAGACCUGAUCUCAUGGAACACAAUGCUUUCUAGUUACUCAAGAGAUGUCACAUUGGGAGUAGAGGCUCAAGCUAUGUUCAAAGAGCUGCUUUCUGAAGGUUUAAAGUGCACUUUGACCACUAUACUUGCUGUUCUAUCUUCAUGCUCUUGUCCAGAAGACCUUAGCUUUGGCAAAGGAGUUCACUCUGUUAUCCUGAAGUAUGGAUUUGUGAGUGCAGUUUCAGUUGUUAAUGCGUUGAUGCACAUGUACAUAUGCUGCGGGGACACACUGGCUGCCUUAGCGCUGCUGGAAAGAAUAAUGUUGGCAUCAGAUAUUAUUUCAUGGAAUACAGCCAUAGUAGGCUGUGUACAGAAUGGACUACAUGGUGACGCCUUGGAAGCCUUUCGGUUCAUGCAUUCAUCUUUGCCACUAAAUCCUGACAGCAUUACACUAGUUAGUGUUUUAUCAGCAUGUGGAACUCUUAAACUGCACUCCCUAGGAAAGUCCAUCCACUGCAUGUCACUGAAGCACUUGCUUGCAUGCAAUUUGAGGGUGAAGAAUGCCCUGUUAACCAUGUAUUUCCGGUUUGCAGAUACUGAAAGUGCCGAGUCAAUCUUCUAUAGUCCCGGAGAUAUAAAUUUGUGCUCCUGGAAUUGUAUGAUUUCUGGCUUUGCACGGAAUAACGAUGGCUGGAGAGCAUUGCAGUUCUAUCAGAAGAUUGAAGACUUCGUGCCUGAUGAAAUGUGUACAGUCAGUAUCAUCUGUGCUUGCACUCAACUAGGGGAUCUUAGAUAUGGAAAGAGCAUACAUGGGCAUGUGGUCAGGUCUGAUCUUCAAAAUAAUGUUUUUGUUUCAGCAUCGCUAGUUGAUAUGUACAGUAAGUGCGGAAGACUCGACGUUGCUGUCAGAGUAUUUGAAUCCUCUGCUGAAAAAUCAAUUGCUUGCUGGAACUCCAUGAUAUCAGCUUUAGGAUUUCAUGGGCAUGGGUUGCGAUCAAUAGAACUAUUCUGCAAGAUGAUUCAGUCUGGGAUGACAGCCACGAGUAGUACUUUUAUUGCUCUUUUGUCAGCUUGCAGUCACUCUGGACUCACUAAUGAAGGAUGGGAGUAUUACUACCUUAUGUCAGAGAAAUUUGGGAUUACUCCAACAGCCGAACACCAUGUAUGCAUCGUAGACAUGCUUGGUCGUGCUGGUCGGCUGCAGGAAGCACAUAAAUUUGUGGAGAGUUUACCAUCCAAGGAAUCACAUGGAGUUUGGGGUGCACUGUUAAGUGCUUGCAAUAACAAGGCUGAACUCAAGAUGGGCGAGUCCAUCGCAAAGCAUUUGCUCUGCCUGGAGCCUGAAAACAGUGGUUAUUAUGUGACAAUUUCUAACCUGUAUGCAAAUCAAGACAUGUGGGAUGGUGCAGUCAAAGUUAGGGACAUUUUGCAAGAUAAAGGAUUGAUGAAGCCCCAUGGUCACAGUAUUGUUGGGUAAAGGGUGGCAAAGGAAUGGUGGAAGCUAUGCUGUCCAAGAAAAAAAUCCACUAAAUCACCAAAGGUGCACAUUCCCUUCACUAUUUUCUGUCAUGCAGACUCGCUCAAGCACAAUGCAGGUGGUCCUGUCAACCAGCCAACGACCAUAAGCCAACUCUACACCAUUCUGCCGACGACCAUACAGCUGCAAUUCUGAAUCUGGCAUUCCGGCACUUGACACGGUUUUCCAGGUUCAUCAGGUGGCUUCUGCUGAAGAUGCUAACCAGAGGUUUGUCUGUACGGCAAAGCACUCGAGAGCCAAGGAAAAGCAAGAUCCAACCGUGUGGAAAUUCUGCAAUGAUGGUACACUGCGUGCCAAAAUUCGCAGUUUAGGCGGGCAUGCUACAGCUAGUUUUGGAUUGAUAAAUGGAGGAGCAGACAAAUUGGGUGGUUAUAAUUGGGUGUUUGGGCGCAGGCAGGCAGACACGGAGCAUGUGGCCGCACUGGAAGCCAGCCUAGAAAAAUACUCUGGACUGGACAACCAUUAAUCACCACCGUUCUCUCUCUACCACUCCAGCCUGCCUGCUUGCCAGGAUCUCUCUCUCUCUCUCUCUCUCUCUCUCUCUCUCUCUCUCUCUCUCUCUCUCUCUGGACAGUCCUUUUCUGGGCAAGAUUUGUUGUCACUGGGCAGUAUUCUCCAGUUAUGUUGUGCACAUGGGCAUGGAGGAAGCUAUUGCUAGCUGGGAGCAAUACACCCGUACACUAAUAGAUGGGCAUUCCCCAUAGUUGUGUGAUUCCUGUGCCAUAUUUGAUGCAGCACAUCUUAUAAAGACAAUUGCUUUCUGGAAAGGCAGCUGCUGGCUCUGUCUACAUGGGAGAAUAUAUAUGUGGCACCUGUGUCUGCAGGUUCUUCUUUUAGUUCCUUUCCACAGUAAGCAAGCUGCCAUCUGGAUCAGUUCUACCCAAAAAAGGGAACAAAGAAUUAGGAGAUUUUUAACUAAUUUAGAAUGAUUUUAGUCACAUCUUUCCAGAGUGAGAAGUUGCAGUGGAUCAUUUUACAAAAAGAGGAGACAGAUAACUUACAAUAUUGUUAGUCUCGGGAGGUGAAGAUUAAUGUACCAGUACCUAUGAUGUGACAUAAAAAUUGCUAUGAAUUUGGAUAAUGUGGCUAGUUUGGGGUGAAUGAUGCUUUUGGAACCUCCUGCGGUGUUUAGUAGUUUAGGUCAUUGCUCUUGUUGAUCCGUCAUGGUGAUUAUGUAGCGAUGAACCUUGCUUUUGCUGCCCUGAGGGGUGUGUUGCUGAACAUGUUACUGUGUAACCG